Messenger RNA from Ectocarpus siliculosus, 1709 nucleotides. Lineage: Eukaryota; Phaeophyceae; Ectocarpales; Ectocarpaceae. The record is from the annotation of a GenBank genome assembly.
CACCGUCAUUUCCGGGGAACAUGAAGCUGUUGUGGUGCUUCUUUGCGCUCUUAACCUCUGGUGGAGACUCGUUCGUGUCACCAUUCGUACCUGCUGCUGUUUCGUCCGCGACGACGGCGGGACGCGGUCGGAGUCAACCGUUGGAUGCACGAGCGAGGGCCGCACCGCCCACCCCUGCUACACGAACAGCUAUGUCUAUGUCUAGCGAAAAAAGAACCGGCUUGGGCGCUGCCGUGGCCAGCUGGACUCUGGCGGCCGUGCUCGUGGCGGGCGUUCCCCUCCUCGUGAACCCUUCGCCGGCGGUUGCCAUCUCCGGCGGGGGGCUGGACUACGCCGGGCUGAACCUCACCGGGCAAGACCUCUCCAAGGGAAAGUACAAGUCCAAGGACUUCAGCGGAUCGAUCGCGAAGGAGGUGAACUUUAGCGGGUCUGACCUGCGAGGGGUGCGGUUUUUCAAGGCGGACCUGAAGAAGGCCGACUUCACCGGCGCCAACCUGGGGACGGCCUCGCUCGAGGAGGCCGACCUAGAAGGAACGAUCAUGACCAAUGCAGUGGCGACCGGGAGCUACUUCGGCAACAACAUGAACAACGUGGGGGACAUCUCCGGAGCCGACUUCACCGACGCGUUGAUCCGAAAGGACGUGGCCAAGAUUCUGUGCGCUAGACCUGACGCCAAGGGAACCAACCCCACCACCGGCACGGACACCAGGGACUCGCUCUUGUGCGACAUGUUUUGAUAUUUUUUAGGACUUGUACACCCCGCACAGAACACAACAACCUGGGGCAACAUUUUUUCGAUCUCAAACGAGGAGCCGAAAUACCACCCGGGUUAUUAGAUACUUCGAUGAUACUUUGUCGUUGUUUGUUGUUUGUUGUCGCCGGUUCUUUGGUAGUCGUUCGCGUACGGGUGAAAAGCUCCGCUGCCUGUUUUCUCGCUCACGCGACCGAAUUGCCCGAAGGGAUUCUUGGCCCUGUUGAUGUUUUGAGUUGGCCUGUGCCAGAUAUUUCCACGCAGGAACACACGGACAGUUAGUAUCGCCCGCUAUUCUUGCUGUUGACGCACGGUGUUUGACGAGGAACUCGCCUACCGUUGUGAGUAGCGCGCGCGAUUUGGCCCUCAAGCGCAUGCCAUGGGCUGUCUCACGAUACGAGCAAAAUGAGGAAUUUUUCGCAUGUGUCAGCUGAUUAUUCUGCUCGAUAUCAUCAUGAUUCGAGGCGGGGCACAGCCGUUCGGAAAAACAACGGGGGUAUGCAUAGAAAGUUGACAAAAAAGAAACAAGAGAAGGCAACGCCGCAUCUCCUAUGGACAGACAUUUUGCUUGUGCGCGAAAUAAUGGUGUUUUCGUUACGAAAGCAAUUGCGGAAACCAUGACAGCAGUUACCACAGACUUGUUCCUUGGAACCAAUUAGUUUGGAGCGAGUCGCGCCUUUGCUAAGCGAGCUCAAGUAGAUGGUUGAUACACUACGUUUCGUAGCUUACAGCGUAAAUUGUCCCCGGUCUUGAGCGAGUCUUGCUACCCUCCAGGUGCGUUUUUCGGUUUCGAUAAGAGCAACGAGAGGUGGACCAGGCGGGGUGACUGCUGUCGAGAACCAAGCGCACACGGUGCAGGCGUGUCGCCAUGAUUGAGUGGUGACGGCAGCCGCCUCACGGUACAAAAAAUCACGGGUCGGGCUGUUAGCGCCGAGCACGAUGUUCGCUCGGUCACCAU